AUGCGUGCUUCAGGUUCAGAGACGGAGGAUGAUUCUGAGCGGAUCGGGAAGAGGCGAUCACUGUUCCGCUGGUGGGCUGGGUCUAAGAAGGCAAAACAGGUGCACAUAGCUCUAGCCGGUCCCAACAGCAUCAGAGUCAUGUGGUCAACGUCCCGCCGCGGUACGCCGUCAUUGGUGGAAUUCGGGGUAACUUCUGGGCAAUACACCAAUAAGGCCAAGGGGAAGUCUUCCAGCUACACCUUCCUGACCUAUUCGUCGGACCAGCUGCACAGCGUAGUGCUUUCGGGCCUGCAACCCCAAUCCACCUACUACUACCGCAUCGCAGGGGAGGGACCAGAGCGGUCCUUUGUGACGCCGCCCACCGAUGCCGCUGCUGAUGUCAGCAUCGCUGUUGUGACAUUGGCCUGUCCAAGGCAGCACGCACAACCAUCAUCCGUCUCCCCAGCAGCCCCACUCCCUCACCCUCCUCUUCACUCCUCUGCAUUCCUCCACUCUCCCACCUUGCAUCCCUUCCAGGUGACAUUGCUCUCUCUAAAGAAGCUUGCACAGCCAUCACCCGACUCGCCCAGCAGCCCCACCCUCACCCUCGUCCCAGGAGACCUCUCCUACACCAACGACUUCCCUUACUCUGCCUUCCCCCUCUCAUUGCUUGCAUCCCUUCCAGGUGACAUUGGUCUCUCUAAGGCAGCCCGCACAACCAUCACGCGUCUCUCCCAGCAGCCCCACUCCCUCACCCUCGUCCCUGGCGAUCUUUCCUAUGCCAACGGCUUCCAAUCCGUGUGGGACAGGUGGCAGUCUCUGAUUGAACCAGACGCCAGCACACACCCCUGGAUGGUCGUCCCCGGAAACCACGAAGCCGAGGCACUUAGCGCGAUCAGCCCAAAGGGGUUUGAGUGGCCCGCGUUUCUUAAGCGAUCCGCUUUGCUAAACGGCGGCGCUUUCCGGGCGUAUAAGAAGCGGUGGGUCAUGCCUUCUGCUGCUAGCGGGUCGCCUUCUAAGCUGUACUACUCGUUUGAAGUAGGUGGGGCGCAUGUCAUCGUGCUCUCCUGCUACUCGCCAUUCGGUCCCGACUCCAAGCAGUUCGAAUGGCUACAGAUGGCUGGUGAUGAGAUGGCUGGUGAUGAGAUGGCUGGUGAUGAGAUGGCUGGUGGUGAGAUGGCUGGUGAUGAGAUGGCUGGUGAUGAGAUGGCUGGUGAUGAGAUGGCUGGCGAUGAGAUGGCUGGUGAUGAGAUGGCUGGUGAUGAGAUGGCUGGUGAUGAGAUGGCUGGUGAUGAGAUGGCUGGUGGUGAGAUGGCUGGUGAUGAGAUGGCUGGUGAUGAGAUGGCUGGUGAUGAGAUGGCUGGUGAUGAGAUGGCUGGUGAUUAG
Closterium sp. NIES-65 is the source of this 1365-nucleotide messenger RNA. NCBI's taxonomy places the organism in Eukaryota, Viridiplantae, Streptophyta, Zygnematophyceae, Desmidiales, Closteriaceae. The record is from the annotation of a GenBank genome assembly.